Branchiostoma floridae (Florida lancelet) is the source of this 2247-nucleotide messenger RNA. Its product is annotated as ankyrin-3-like. Gene Ontology annotation, molecular function: protein binding. Bases 1 to 2247 code for a protein of 748 amino acids. The transcript is spliced from 15 exons. NCBI's taxonomy places the organism in Eukaryota, Metazoa, Chordata, Leptocardii, Amphioxiformes, Branchiostomatidae. The record is from RefSeq and is a predicted model, not a curated record. Gene Ontology annotation, biological process: signal transduction.
AUGUCUAAGAAGGAGACUGAAAGGGAAAAGCUUCGUCAAUUGGAACUCUCGUUUGCAGCUAGAGAAGGAGAUAUACAGAGGGUGACACGUUUUAUCAAGCAGGGAGUGGAUGUCAACUGUAGCCGGAUUAAAGACACGCCACUUCACAAUGCAGCUAUAGGAGGACAUGUUGGUGUUGCUGAACUCCUCCUGAAGUAUGGAGCACUGGUGGACAGUAGAGAUACGUUUGAAGCCACGCCACUUCACUGUGCAGCUACAGGAGGACAUGUUGGUGUUGUUGAACUCCUCCUGAAGGUUGGAGCUUGGGUGGACUGUAGAGAUGUGUCUGGAGACACGCCACUUCACAAGGCAGCUUCAGGAGGACAUGUUGGUGUUGCUGAACUCCUCCUUAAGGCUGGAGCACGGGUGGGCAUUACGGAUCGGUCUGGAGAAACGCCACUUCACGAGGCAGCUUCAGGAGGACAUGUUGGUGUUGUUGAACUCCUCCUGAAGGCUGGAGCACAGUUGGACAGUGAGGAUCGGUAUUUAGCCACACCACUUAACAAGGCAGCUUCAGGAGGACAUGUUGGUGUUGCUGAGCUCCUCCUGGAGGCUGGAGCACGGGUGGACAGUUUGGAUGGGUCUGGAGAAACGCCACUUCACGCGGCAGCUUCAGGAGGACAUGUUGGUGUUGCUGAACUCCUCCUGAAGUAUGGAGCACAAGUGGACAGUGUGGGUUUGCUUGAAGCCACGCCACUUCACACGGCAGCUUCAGGAGGCCAUGUUGGUGUUGCUGAACUCCUCCUGAAGGCUGGAGCACGGGUGGACAGAGGGGAUGUGAGUGGCGAGACUCCUGAGGACAUAGCCGCAAGAGAAGACGUUCCAAACGAGGAUGAGAAAGAUCGCAUCCUGGAAGGAAGGAAGAGGAUUCUCGAGCUUUUUGCAGCAGCAAAGAUGGCAGACCCUUACAGGCGCGUAGUACGCAAAUUGGGUCCAGGAGGAGGUGAACUACAGACUGGGUCUUGUACAGUCACUGUACCUCCUGGAGCCGUCACCAUGGAAACAGAAAUUACCUAUCAGGUCAUCAACCCCAAUGACGUCACCAUCCCCUUGAAGGACGGAGAUAUGUUAAUGAGUGACAUCAUAGAGCUUGGUCCGCACGGGACAACCUUCCACCAACCUGUCACUGUACAGAUGCAGUACAGCAGCAUGUCGUCAGGUGGCGACACGGAAGCUGUCAUGUGGGUGACUGAGGACAGGUCGCAGUGGACAGAACUUACAACGAUUAAAAAAAUCGAGAACAAGCUUUCUGUGUUAGUGGACCACUUCUCCAUCUUUGCCGUCAUCAGUCAACCCAGACAAGACCAGUUUACUGUGUCUACAGAAGGGUGCAUCCUGACGUCAUCAACGCUACCUGCUGUAGAAGUGAAGUUCCCUGAAGGAUCUGUAAACACAGAGACACAAGUCACAAUACAGGUCCAAGAAGUUUCAGAAAGAGCAGUUGACGAAAUCAAGGCAAAGGACGAGUCAUUCCGAGGGCUUCUCGGCACCAGCCCGAUAGUCAAGGUGGAAACUGUGUCGGACUCUGCAGCCAAUUUCCACAAACCAGUCACAGUGCGAGUCCCAUAUCCUCAACACUGCAUGAACAUCCAACAUGAGGGGGGCACCAAGCUUAAAGUGAUGUCAUGUGAGGAGGGGACAGAAGACUGGGUAGAUGUGACUGACAGCACUAAAAUCACCCAUGUUACAGAGGAGUUUGUGGAGUUUGAAGUCAAUCAUUUUACCAGAUGGAUUGUAAUUGUUAUUGAUGACAUCUACCGCGACAAAGAAGUGCUUGGACAAAUGCCCUUACACCUUCUAUGCAAGUGGCUUCAACACCGUGCCGUUCAGUUCAUACUACUGCAACGAAAGUACGACAUGAAACAGGUCGUCAUAGAAUGCAAACCGGCUGAAGAUGCAGAAGUAGAACAUACAAAGCUCCUGGAAAAGGGUUACGAGGGUCCUUUGCCUUCGGACUCGGAAGAAGUGAGCACGGAUUGGAAGGACUUGGCCUUCCAUCUGGGAUUGAAGCGCGCGGACAUCGCAAACAUUGCCGGCAGGAACCCCGACGACAAGUCCCGCUGCAUGGACAUGUUGCAGAAGUGGAAGAAGCUGAAUGGAGACGCCGCUGCCACUGAGGUCCUGAUGAAGGCUCUGUCAGAGGCAGGGCUCCAAAGCGUUGUGGAUGGUCUAGAUUCACAUCUAACUCAAAUGGGUAGACAUGGGUAA